CCUGGUACCUGUUUUGACGCGGACCAGAAAUGACGCACCGAUUUAGUUUUCGGUUUUAUAUUUCUAAACAAAAGCCGUGACGUCAUCAACAUUUGCUGUUCAUAACGUUAUGGUGAAGGUCGUCUUACUACAACGAAGAUGCCUAAAACUCCGCCCAGAAAGAAAUUUACUAAAGAGUACAGAAAAUAUUCACCAUCACAAUUGAAUAAUGCAUAUCAGAUAGUAAAAGAACAAGGCAUUCCUAUCCGGACAGCGGCACGUACAUAUGAAGUACCUGAAGCUACUCUACGACAUAGACUGAGUGGCUAUGUAAAUCCUGAAGCUGUCAAGUCCGGACCAGCACCUUUAUUUAAUGAAGAAGAUGAAGCAGAUCUUGUUAAUCACUUGAAGCUCAUGGCUAGAGUGGGAUAUGGUUACAGCAGGUCAGAAGUAAUAGAUAUUGCAACAAAUUAUGCCAUUUACAAAGGAUUAAGGGACAGUGAACAUCCAUUAUCAACAAAGUGGUAUAAAAACUUCAUGGCUCGUUGGCCAGAUUUAAAAAUCAUUAAACCAAGAAGUCUUGAAAUGCAGCGUGCAAAAGCUACAUCUGAGGUCAAUGUGCAGAACUAUUACUCUGAACUUCACAAAAUUUUGGAAAAAUAUGAUCUGUUUGAUAAACCAGAAAGAAUUUACAAUGUUGAUGAAAAAGGAAUAUGCACUAACCAUAAGUCUCCAUAUGUUAUUGCAGCUACAGGAUCUACACCACCAGCUAUUACUUCAGGGGACAAACACUUGGUCACAGUCUUAGGGUGUGGAAAUGCACAAGGCCACAGUGUGCCACCGUUCUUCGUAUUUCCUGGUAACAGGAUGAGACAAGAACUUCUUGAAAAUAAGUCAACAGAUGCAGACGGUGAUGUUUCAGAAAGCGGCUGGUCUAAUACAGAAAUUUUCCGCAAAUACAUGGAGAAUCAUCUUUUGAAAUACAUACCCCACAGAACAUCUGAUGUUCCAGUAUUAAUUCUUUUUGAUGGACAUAAAUCCCAUAUUGCAUUGGAACUAAUUGAAUGGGCAAGAAAAGAAAAUAUUAUUUUGUUUGUCUUACCUGCACAUACAAGCCACAUUCUCCAACCUAUGGAUGUAGGAUGCUUUGGACCUUUUGAAAGGAUUUUUAAUAAUGAGUGCCACAAAUUUAUGCGGCAAAACUGUUCACAACCAAUAACACGUUAUAAUAUAUGUGGUCUGGCUUGUAAGGGUUAUCUUCAUGCACUUUCACCUAGCAAUUUGCAAAGUGCAUUUAGAAAAACUGGGAUUUACCCGUAUGAUCCUCACAUGGUUGAUCGUUCCAAUUUUGCACCAGCACAAGUGUUCAUUCAAGAAGAUUCCAUAGAAGAAACAUGUGAAACUGAAGACAGAGAACCUGUACAUGAAAUUGAACCAAUUGAGAAAGAUAUAGAUGUACCUGUUGAAGAAAUUGAAAUUAACAUAAACAAUGUAGAAGAAAAUGAACAUGCUUUAACAAUCAAUGAAACACAAGAAAAAACAGUGUCGGAGAAGAAUGACACUUUUUUUGAAGAUCGAGAGAAAAACCUAUUCAAAAAGAAACCUAGAACUAAACAAAGACGCUAUCUGAGCAAAGUUGUAAGUGGGAAGGCAAUUACAGAGAAUGAUACAAUUGAAAAAAUUAAAGAACAUAAGAAGAAUGUAAGCAGAAAACCAAGUCAGAAAAGUCAGAAAAGUAAAUCAAAUGAGAAAGGAAAACAGUUAGCUAAACCUUCAAAAUCAUCAAAACAAGUGAAGUCAAAAAGAGUUCCAAAAAAGACAAUAACAGUUGUUGAUGAGCCGUGUGCUGGUACUUCUGGACUUAAUUUGCGAGGAGGGCCCAUAAGUAUUGAUGAUUCAAUGGACUCUGAUGUAAUAGAAGAUGAAGAACCUUGCUGCGUAUGCAAACUUACUGGCCUACCUCAAGAACUAAGGAACUGUAAUUUUAUAUUGUUUGCCAAUUGGGGACAGUGUACACUCGAAAAUUGUGGUCAUUGGGUACAUCUGAAAUAUUGUUGUGACAAAACCGUGCUUAGGAGGCAUGACACUUUUUUAUGUCCUUGUCACAGUACCUCAACAGAGGAAUAAGAGAACCCAUAGCUAUAACAUUCUAUUUUUAUCAAUCAAGGGAACAAUAUAAACAAUUAAUAUUAAAUUCACAUUGCUUUUGUGUUACUAUUAUUAAAGUGAAUGAAAAUCUCAAAAGUUGUUAAUAAAAUUGAAUUUGUUAACAGUGUUAACUUUAAAGAAUCCAGACUGAAGCAAUUUUUCGAUUAUCAGGUACGUGUAAGUGGUUUUUACUGGUUUGUUUACAGUGCGUCAUUACUGGUACCCAUCAUUAGUUGGCAGUCCGUUCGUAAUGUUAGCAAACAUGAUUUUUAUUGCUGUUACCGUUUCAAAUAUCAACUGCUUAAUGACUGAAAUAUAUUAAUAAGUUAUCAAUCUUUUAUUCCAUUCCGUUUUUCUAAUUCUUUUAAAUGGUGGAUUAAAUGCAGAGAAAAAAACAACCUUAGGUGCGUCAUUACUGGUUCCUCGGGGAUAUUUACAAUUUUUAUAGAGCUUGAUAUACUGUGUAGACACCUACUGUAAAGACCCUAUUUUAACCUCAAAAUAUCUUUUGUUUUUUAUGCUGUUGGUUUGCUGUCGCAUGUCAUGU
This is a messenger RNA of Mytilus californianus (California mussel), 2674 nucleotides long. RefSeq lists its product as uncharacterized. Gene Ontology annotation, cellular component: nucleus. The transcript is spliced from 2 exons. Bases 139 to 2106 code for a protein of 655 amino acids. Gene Ontology annotation, molecular function: DNA binding. The record is from RefSeq and is a predicted model, not a curated record. Lineage: Eukaryota; Metazoa; Mollusca; Bivalvia; Mytilida; Mytilidae.